AUGCCAGCUUUUGUAGUUGCUUCAUCUCUCCAAUGAGGGAACUUAAAGCUUGAAGUUUUGCAAAAGAAGGUGCACUGGUAUCUCGGAGUCACCUUUGACAGCCUGCCCACCUGACUUCACAAGGCUCCCCUCUGUAAGCCCUCCAUACAAACAUAAUGGCAGACCCAUGGCAAAAUGCAUAUGAUUUUGCUGUUCAAGUGGCAAGAGCAGCUGGAGCAGUAAUCAGGAAAGCCGCGGAUGAUGAAAUAAAGGUUUCAACAAAGAGCACCACCGUAGACCUCGUCACUCAGACUGACGAGAGGGUGGAGAAAAUCAUCAUCGGCUCUCUUAAAGAAGAAUUUGGAGAUGCACACUGCUUCAUCGGUGAGGAGUCUGUGGCAAAGGGGGAGCCUUGUAUCUUAACUGAUAAACCAACAUGGAUCAUAGACCCUGUGGACGGCACCACAAACUUUGUGCAUGGAUUCCCCUUCGUGGCUGUGUCUAUUGCCUUUGCUGUCAAAAAAAAGUUGGAGUUUGGUGUGAUCUACAGCUGCUUGGAGGACAAGAUGUAUAAAGCAAGGAAGGGGCAGGGAGCUUUCUGCGAUGAUGAGCCGAUUCAGGUGUCUGAUGUAAAAGAUAUCCACAAGUCCAUUAUCAUCUCUGAGCAUGGGACUGACAGGAGCAAAGAAAAAGUAACCAAGAUCUUCAACACCAUGCAGAAGAUUCUCUGCAUCCCAGUGCAUGGGCUCCGUGGGUCAGGGACAGCUGCCACCAACAUGUGUCUGGUGGCGAUCGGAGCAGUGGAGGCCUUCUUUGAGAUUGGGAUCCACUGCUGGGACAUCGCUGCUGGAGCGGUUAUAGUCAAAGAAGCUGGAGGAAUACUACUGGAUGUCGAUGGGGGAGAGUUCGAUUUGAUGUCUCGAAGGAUGGUUUCAGCAAACAACGAAGUUAUUGCGAAGCGGAUCAUCAAGGAAAUUGAAAUAUUCCCAGCGGAGAGGGACGACGCUCCAGUGCAGAAGAAAUGAGAAUAUCCAAGUGCAUUUCAAAAUGAGUGCAAGAGGAACAAGUUCCAGUCUUUCACUGUAUGUCAUGAAUAAAGUUGCUGUGCUGUAAUCACCA
Molecule: messenger RNA, 1098 nt
Organism: Epinephelus lanceolatus (giant grouper)
Lineage: Eukaryota; Metazoa; Chordata; Actinopteri; Perciformes; Serranidae
Product: inositol monophosphatase 1-like
Biological process (GO): inositol metabolic process; phosphatidylinositol phosphate biosynthetic process; signal transduction
Molecular function (GO): inositol monophosphate 1-phosphatase activity
Source: RefSeq, a predicted model, not a curated record